AUGAGCGCCUCCCGCCUGCCUAAGAACUUCUUUAAGAUACUUGUGAAUCCCGGAAGUCCUAACAUCGACAUAGUCGCCGUCCAUGGUCUGAAUUCUAUGAAUACUGAAUUCCACGCCGAAUCAACAUGGAUGGCCGAGGGCAAAUUAUGGUUGAAGGACUUCUUACCUUUUAAAUUGCCAAAUGCGCGGGUUCUCUUAUUUGGCUAUAACUCCAAUGUUGCCUUCGAAACCUCAAUCGCCGGUGUUCGGGAACAGGCUGUGAAUCUUUUGAAUAGGCUAGCGUCUAAGCGUGAGGAUGCUGAGGAGAGGCCGAUAAUAUUCGUUGCUCACAGCCUUGGCGGCAUUAUCGUAAAGUGGGCAUUGGUUGAAGCGAAACUUGAUGAUAACUACAAAGCUAUUCGUGAUGCUACUUACGGAAUUGCUUUUUUCGGCACACCCCACCAAGGAGGCAACUUUGCGAAGCUGGGAGACAUCGCAGCCUCUAUAGUGAGAGUUGUCCUUCACAAUCCGAAGAAUACGUUUAUGGAGGCCUUGAAGAAAGAUUCGCUAUUUUCAGACAAUCUUGUGGACGACUUCCGCCAUCAGCUGGAGGAUUAUCAUGUCUUGAGCUUUUACGAGACGCUUCAGAUGGGGAAUCUAGGUCUGAUUGUGGACAAGAAAUCCACUACUCUUGGUCUUGCUGACGUCCUCUCGCAUCAAAUUUUACCGAAAAGUGAGGCAACCCAGAAUAUCUCUACUCUGUCUGAUUGUGUUCAUGGAGGUCCUGGCGAUGGAUAUGAUAUUAGCGAAUUUUUUCGUACAGCCGACCAUGGUUCUAUUCUAAUUACUUCCCGGAUGCAGAGCUUGACUGAGCUCGGAAAGUCCUUCCCAAUCCAGAAGCUUGAGUAUGAGGAUGCUAUUCAACUGCUCUUACAGCGCAGCGGUCUGCCAGUCCCGGAUCUGAUCAGGAUAGAGGCGAUUGACAAUGAUAUCAUUACCCUCAUGGGCCAUCUUGGUGGAUUACCAUUAGCGAUCGUCAUUGCAGGCACAUAUAUACGUGAAACUGGAACCAGCAUCCGGGAGUACUUACAGCACUACCAGGAAUCAUGGCACAAUCUGCAGUCAGAAUCCAGGCCGGAACGUCAUUACCAGCACGGGAAUAUACUACAAACGUGGUUGAUUUCCUACAAUGAGAUCAAGAAACGAGAUCUCGAUGCAGCAAAACUGAUGCUGCUCCUAGCUCGCUUUGAUAAUCGGGAUAUCUGGUAUGAGUUAGUGGAAUGUGGUAUUCAUAGCUUGAAUCAGCCGACGUGGUUUCAGAGAGUUAUAUCAAACAGCCUUAUCUUUAAGAAAACCAUGCGGACACUUAUCGGAUUCUCACUUAUCGAGGCCAAUCAGCAAAAUGGAAGCUAUAUGAUGCAUCCUGUUGUACAAGAUUGGUGUCUUCACAUCACCGACAAGGAACAUAAUGUGAAGGCAAUUCAAUUACAUGAAUUGGCACUAAUCUCUGUUGGGUAUAUGGUAUCUAGCAACCAUGAGUUAAAUUAUUGGGACCUCCAACAGCGGUUGCUAGCUCACGCAAGUUAUGUCCUCAAAAAGUGGAAUAGUGACCUAAGGACUAGUGACAUCGAUAUCCGGGGUGCAUUUUAUGGAAUAGGCAAUCUCUAUGUCAACCAGGGCAAGCUGAAUGAGGCGGAAGAUAUGUACCAACGAGCACUAGCAGGCCAUGAGAAUGCAUUGGGCUCAGAUCAUCUUCGAACUCUCAACAACCUUGGGGUUCUCUACUUCGAUCAAGGAAAGUUAGAGAAGGCUGAGGAGAUAUAUCAGAGUGUGCUAGUAGGUCAUAAAAAGAUACUCGACCCUGAUCACGCAUUUGCCCUUGAUGCUAUCAAUAACCUUGGGAAUGUCUAUUUCAGUCAAGCUAAGCUGAAGGAAGCAGAGGAGAUGUAUCAACAAGUAUUAGUAGGACACAGGAAGAUACAAGGUCUAAAUCAUAUAUCCCUUCUUAGAACUCUCAACAAUCUUGGGAUUGUCUACUUCGACCAAGGAAAGCUGGAGAAGGCGGAGGAGAUGUAUCAGCGUGCGUUGAAAGGCUAUGAAAAGUCACUUGAUCCAGAUCACAAAUUCACCCUUGAUGUCAUAAACAACCUUGGGAAUCUGUACUUCAACCAGGGAAAUCUGAAGGAGGCGGAGUCGAUGUACCAGCGAGUAUUGACAUGCUAUAAGAAGGUAUUGGAUCCCGAUCAUAUAUCCGUCCUUCGAGCUUUUAAUAAUCUUGGGAAUGUCUAUGUUAAUCAGAGAAAGCUGAAAGAAGCGGAAGAGAUGUACCAACAAGCACUAACAGGCUAUGAGAAGACUUUAAGUCUAGAUCAUAUAAAUGCCCUUCAUAUUGUUAACAAUCUAGGAAUUCUUUACCUCAAUCAGGGUAAGCUAGAAGAGGCAAAAAUGAUGUAUCAGCGGGCAGUAGCACACCGUGAAAAGAUACUGGGAAUGGACCAUACGUCUACACUCGACUCAAUAUGCUGUCUUGGGAUUCUCUACCUCAACCAGGGUAAGCUAAAAGAGGCGGAGGAGAAGUACCGACGAGCACUAGCAGGGUACGAGAAGGUGUUGGGCUUAAACCAUCCUAAGAGCCAAGAAGUUGCAAAGCAACUCAAUAUGUUAAUUAAUUCUAAACGACACUAA
Talaromyces rugulosus is the source of this 2664-nucleotide messenger RNA. RefSeq lists its product as uncharacterized. The record is from RefSeq and is a predicted model, not a curated record. Gene Ontology annotation, molecular function: protein binding. NCBI's taxonomy places the organism in Eukaryota, Fungi, Ascomycota, Eurotiomycetes, Eurotiales, Trichocomaceae. Bases 1 to 2664 code for a protein of 887 amino acids. The transcript is spliced from 7 exons.